This is a messenger RNA of Tribolium madens (black flour beetle), 2606 nucleotides long. RefSeq lists its product as uncharacterized. The transcript is spliced from 5 exons. Gene Ontology annotation, biological process: nuclear envelope organization. Bases 197 to 2227 code for a protein of 676 amino acids. The record is from RefSeq and is a predicted model, not a curated record. Gene Ontology annotation, cellular component: nuclear envelope; meiotic nuclear membrane microtubule tethering complex. Gene Ontology annotation, molecular function: protein-membrane adaptor activity. NCBI's taxonomy places the organism in Eukaryota, Metazoa, Arthropoda, Insecta, Coleoptera, Tenebrionidae.
GAAUAACAUAAUUAAAGAUGACGUCAUGCUAAAUAUACAUAACGCAUCUGUCCAUGUACUAAUUUUUAUUAUGUUUAUGUUAAAACCGUUGGAAUUUUGUUUUGUUUGAUCAUAAAAUUGUGUUUUGUGUCCAUGACUAGUGUGUUGAACAUUCCUUAAGGAGACGUGCAUUCGAGUUGUCUUCAGUCUGGAAAUAAUGGAGUUGAGGUCGAGAUCCAGGUCCAAGACGCCGUUUCAGACGCAGAAUUUUAUCGAAGAGGAAGCCUUCGAAGGGCAGAAUCAUGUGACAAGAUCGACGAGACGUUCAGUCAGAACAAUGGUGACGACUACUGGUGGCAGCGAGUAUUAUGAAAGUGUGACUAAAAGGCCAGUGAAGAGCAAAAGUACAAAAUCGACACGUUCAAUAUUCAAGACUUCUGAUUAUUCAUCAGAGGAAGGGGAAUUUGAUUCGCAUUCCCACAUUUCCGAAAAUGAUAAAAAUCAGAUUAUUGAAGAUGCAAGAAAGGCAGCUAAUGGCACCGCGGAGAUCUCAGCGUUGAAUUUGUACAGGAAAGCGGGGCGAUAUUGGGAUAUAUAUCCCAAAACCGAUUACACCUAUUCUCGCCACUCUCGCGACCGCGUGGAACUCGCCCCCGGAGUGGUCCAAAUGCCCAACAUGUCCCGCAGGACCAUCCACUCGGACUCCAGCACCAACACCGAAUCCUACCAAUCGUCGUCGCCCCUCAUCAAACAAAGACUGUUUUCAUCACCAAACAACAACGACGAAAUCGACGAAAGCUACAAAAUAACCCGAGCCUCCACACGAAGACACUCAAUAAUCACUUCAGUCUUCACCGCAAUAUACACAAUGGUGUUUUGGGGCUUCUCCUCCGUGUCGGGGGCCUCGAUUUACUUGGGGACGAAACUCCACCAUCUGGCGAGCCGAAUCAUGCUGUUUGACACGUGGCUGCUGCGGAAAUCCGCCCCCAGGAAGACCAGGGCUGUGGUGGCUUUGUGUCUGCUCCCCCUUGUGGUGUUCGGAGCUUGGUUUUUACUGUCGUCACUAGGCAGUGCCAUCUAUUGGUCGUUUAUGAACAGUACUUCCACUCCUGUCGAACAAAAAGUAGUAGCAGAAAAAAUAAUAAGUGCACCUCCUGUACCCAAUCAAAUAAACACAGAUGAAAUAGUCGAAAAAGUUCUCCAAAAUCCAAGAAUCUACAACAUUGUUAAUAAUUACUACAAAGGGCAAGAAUCUGAUGCAAAGCUCCACGACAUAAUUGAGGAACUCCGUCUCGAAAUUGAUCGAAUUAAAGAGAACCAAAACGCCGAUUUGGGCCGAAUCAUCGCCCAAAUUCGUACCGAAAACGUCCGAAAUCUGGCUCGACUAACCCAAAAACUGAACCGUUGUUGCAGCCACCAAAUCAUCGAUUUGGAACCUCACAUAACUCGCGUUUUUGCAAACUUACUCAACGAUCCUCACUUCCUCUCAAACCAGAACGGUUUAACCGACUGGUUACACACCCUCUUUGUCGCGAAAACCACCCUCGAAAACCGGUUACUUAACCUAACCCAAAACUUUGACGUUUCCGACACAGCCAAUCAGGUGAUGGAAAAAGUGGUGGCGAAGUUAUCCGAUCACAAGUUCGAUUCGAGUUCGGUUAGCGAAACCCAAAUCGGGAAAAUCGUCCAAUCAGCGUUGAGGAUUUACGACGCUGAUAGAACGGGAUUGGUGGAUUACGCGAUGGAGCCUUUGGGUGGGGAGAUUGUGACUACUAGAUGCACUGAGAGUUACCAUUCGGGUACUGCGGUUAUUUCGGUUCUUGGGAUUCCGGUUUGGUACCCGUUGAUUUCUCCCCGGAUUGUCAUCACGCCGGGCAUAAAUCCGGGCGAGUGUUGGGCUUUCCAGAAUUUUCCGGGUUUUUUGGUCAUCAAGUUGGCGUCAAGGGUGAAAAUCGAGGCGUUUUCCAUGGAACAUGUUAGUAGGUUGUUGGUACCUGAGGGUAAAAUCGAUUCGGCGCCUAAGGAGUUUGAGGUUUUUGGGUUGAAUGGAGAGAAUGAUAAAGAUCCGGUUUGGUUAGGGGAGUUUGUUUAUGAUUAUGAUGGUGAUGCGUUGCAGUUUUUUACGGUUAGGGAACCAAAAGUGUUUUCUAUGAUCGAAAUCAGGAUUAAAUCGAAUCAUGGUAAUCCCAAUUACACUUGUUUGUACAGGUUUAGGGUCCACGGGAAGGUUAGUAAUGAACCCACGUAGGUUAUAACCGAUUUUUUCGUACAUCAUGUGUUCAUUAUUAAUUUAUUUCGAGUACUGUUGUAAAUACCUCGUUUAUUUUCGUUUCUUGUCGUCUUUUUAGUACUUACAUGUGUUUUAAAUCUCAUUCUUUUUAAUUCGUUUUCAUUUUGUUUUUGUAUUAAUAAUGAAAGUCUGUGAUUGGUCUACACUAUGUAAUUAAGUACAAAAAUUUAUGUUGUAAUUGUAGGUACUAAUGGAAAUAAUAAGUUGCCUUAUGCAAGUUUGCAACCUAAUCUUAGUCACGUGUCAGUCACUAGUUUUAGGGUCUAACAUUUAUUUUAAGGGUCACCAAGCACGCUCAUUUGUAUUUUCGUACAUGAAUAAAGUUUUUGUUACGAUU